Caenorhabditis briggsae is the source of this 1212-nucleotide messenger RNA. The record is from RefSeq and is a predicted model, not a curated record. Bases 1 to 1212 code for a protein of 403 amino acids. NCBI's taxonomy places the organism in Eukaryota, Metazoa, Nematoda, Chromadorea, Rhabditida, Rhabditidae. The transcript has 6 exons.
AUGUUGAGCGAUUCAACUAAGUCGUCCGAUUUCACGAUGUCUACCGACUCGACGAUGUCGACCGAUUCAACGAUGUCGACCGAUUCAGCAUUCGCUUCCGAGCAAUUCGGCGACGAGCACGAGAAUCAAGCUAAGAAAUCAGACAUUACAGUCAAGCACGCAAAUGUAUUCUCUUCAUUCACACCUGGAAUGUCAUUGUGUGAGCUUCUUGAAAAAACCGAAAUUCAGGACAGAAACGAGAGAGUUCUCAAAGAAAUCGUCGAAGAACUAAAAGCUCUUCCAGAGGAUGCUGAACCAGUUGAUGUCGAUUUCAUCAGAGAAUGGAUUCCGUCCAGAAAGUUGGCCGGAGAAGAAAUGGAGAGCGAGAACUUUUCUGCUAUUUUCGUUCAUCCAACUUCUGACUCCGAAAUCGCAAACAAAAUCGGUGGGAGACAAUUCAAUGAGUGCUUCAAAACUCGCACCUACAUUAACAACACAAAGUUGAACCCAUUUUUGUUGGGAAAAAACUUUGCCGCUGCUCAUCAAAGAGAGAUCUGCCAAAACAGAACCACUGGAUUAUUCGAUGGAUGGAAAGACGAUCUGCUGGUCAAGUUUGAUGAAAAAGUGAAAUCCAGACCAGUUCUGAAAGAAACCGGUGAAGUUUUGCUUGGCGCCCCACCAGCUGACCUUUUGAUGGAAGCAAUCGACAUUGAACAUGCCCCGGCACCUGAAAUCAUCGCUCUGCUCAAUCAUAAUUUAAAAUCCACAGGACUCCAAGUAGACGAUCUUCGCUGUCGUUCUGAGGAAAUCCUGGCUCAAAUUCCACGAGAGCUGUCGGAGGAAAUUAUCAUUGACGAGAUGACCCAAGCGAUAAAGAAAUCAGCGGCGGCACUCCUUCAUAUUAGCAACUGUGCCAAACAUUUUGCCGUCUACGUCUUUUUCUUGGAAAGCGCACCAUACCGUUUCUACCAAGCUGUGGUGUCCUUGUCUAACCCAGCUCCAUGGAGCUUUGGACUACUGUCGUUCUUCACAAACUGGGCCAAGUAUGCAAAACAUCGCAAGGAGAUUGGUUCCCUCACCUACGAGCCUAUCGAUGACGAAAGCAAGAACUACGCUACCAUGAAGAACGAUUUGCAUGACUUCAUAACUAAAGCCACCAUUCAAAUUAUGACUUCUAGCUGUCAUGCAUCGCUACAAGGAAUUGUUGCUGAGAAACUGUUGGAGAACUACUAA